UAUACUCUUUAGAAGUAGCUUAGAUAUAUUAAUAACAUAAAAUGAACAUGCUUAGAUCCACCAGAACCGCGGUCACUGUGUCGCGUGGCUUCUCCACCUAUAGCAAGCUUCUCCAAAAGUCCACCCCGGAAAUCUACGAUCAAUCUACCGUUGCAAAGGAAAUAGUAUCUGGAGGUCCAGUUGAAUUGACCACCAAGAGAACCGUUAGAAUCUACCAAGAAUCUAAGCCUGCCACACAAUCCGGCCACCACAAUGGUGAUCACUGGAAGUUGGACUGGGACGUCUUGGGCAAGGGAAACAGAUGGGAAAACGACUUGAUUGGGUACCAAGGUACCGCCGAUUACAUGCAAGGUACCAUUAUGAAGUUUGAUACUAAGGAAGCUGCUGUAAGAUUUGCCCAGGGUCAUGGUUGGGAUCAUUAUAUCCAAGAACCAAAGAAGAGACACUUCAGAAAGAAGGACUACUCUGCCAACUUCUUCCAUUCUUCUGGUCCAUUGAAGCACAUUAGAACCAAAUAGAGAAUUUGAACAACACACUCCUUUCAAUCUUGAACAAUAAUAAAAUAGAACAGGAACUAUUUGCUCUAUCUUAUUCCCAAGGAGCUAUGAAUGAUACCUCGAUUGUUUUUUUGACUAGAUUUAUUCAUUUCUCCCCUGUACACUGC
This is a messenger RNA of [Candida] anglica, 664 nucleotides long. Lineage: Eukaryota; Fungi; Ascomycota; Pichiomycetes; Serinales; Debaryomycetaceae. The record is from the annotation of a GenBank genome assembly.